GGCGACUGGGGAUAGUUGGAAAGACGCAGGAGAGAAGCAGGAGGCAGGAGGCAGCGGGGAGGGAGCAAUGGGAGCGGGAAGCAGGCAGGUUUCCUCGCAAAUCACCCUCCGGCCUUACGUCGCCUCGCCGGCCCCGGCAGGGGAGCGAGGAGCCGGGCGAGCAGAUGGAGGAGUGGAGCUCGCUCUAGGCAGCGGGCUUGGCCAGAGAAUGGAGGAGCCGCCAAGCUACCGGCUGAUUGGAAGAGAAACGCAGAGCGAUGGAGGCGGGGGUAGGAGGACGAUUUCUCUGCGGGGACUGGCGGCAGCGUAUACGCCCGGGUCGGGCGCUGCAGAGCUUGGCUGGCUUUCAACCCGUGCUCGCCGGCUCCAGCCCCGCGCGCCCCCACCCCCAGCCCUCCCGGCGGCUCCGCAGGGUGAGGUGGCUUUGAUCCCGGGGUGCCCGGCCAGCGCGACCGAGGAGGUGGCUGGACUGGCUGGACGGCUGGAGAAUGAACGGAGAGGCCGACUGCCCCACAGACCUGGAAAUGGCCGCCCCCAAAGGCCAAGACCGCUGGUCCCAGGAAGACAUGCUGACUUUGCUGGAAUGCAUGAAGAACAACCUUCCGUCAAAUGAUAGCUCCAAGUUCAAAACCACCGAGUCACAUAUGGACUGGGAAAAAGUAGCAUUUAAAGACUUUUCUGGAGACAUGUGCAAGCAUAAGUGGGUGGAGAUUUCUAAUGAGGUGAGAAAAUUCCGCACAUUGACAGAACUAAUCCUUGACGCUCAGGAACAUGUCAAGAAUCCCUACAAAGGCAAAAAGCUCAAGAAACACCCAGACUUCCCAAAGAAGCCCUUGACCCCUUACUUUCGCUUUUUCAUGGAGAAGCGGGCCAAGUAUGCUAAACUCCAUCCUGAGAUGAGCAACCUGGACCUAACCAAGAUUCUGUCCAAGAAAUACAAGGAGCUGCCAGAGAAGAAGAAGAUGAAAUAUAUUCAGGACUUCCAGAGAGAGAAACAGGAGUUCGAGAGAAAUCUGGCCCGCUUCAGGGAGGAUCACCCAGACCUAAUCCAGAAUGCCAAGAAGUCGGACAUCCCCGAGAAACCCAAAACCCCCCAGCAGCUGUGGUACACCCACGAGAAGAAGGUGUAUCUCAAAGUCCGGCCAGAUGCCACUACGAAGGAGGUGAAGGACUCCCUGGGGAAGCAGUGGUCUCAGCUCUCGGACAAAAAGAGGCUGAAAUGGAUUCAUAAGGCCCUGGAGCAGCGGAAGGAGUACGAGGAGAUUAUGCGAGACUAUAUCCAGAAGCACCCCGAACUGAAUAUCAGUGAGGAGGGCAUCACCAAGUCCACCCUCACCAAGGCCGAACGCCAGCUCAAGGACAAGUUUGACGGGCGACCCACCAAGCCACCUCCGAACAGCUACUCGCUGUACUGCGCAGAGCUGAUGGCCAACAUGAAGGACGUGCCCAGCACAGAGCGCAUGGUGCUGUGCAGUCAGCAGUGGAAGCUGCUCUCUCAGAAGGAGAAGGACGCCUAUCACAAGAAGUGCGACCAGAAAAAGAAGGAUUACGAGGUGGAAUUGCUCCGUUUUCUGGAGAGCCUGCCCGAGGAGGAGCAGCAGCGAGUCCUGGGAGAGGAGAAGAUGUUGAACAUCAACAAGAAGCAAGCCACCAGCCCUGCCUCCAAGAAGCCCUCCCAGGAAGGGGGCAAGGGUGGCUCGGAGAAGCCCAAGCGACCCGUAUCAGCCAUGUUCAUCUUCUCUGAAGAGAAGCGGCGGCAGCUGCAGGAGGAACGGCCAGAGCUCUCAGAGAGCGAGCUGACCCGCUUGCUGGCCCGCAUGUGGAACGACCUAUCGGAGAAGAAGAAGGCCAAGUACAAGGCCCGGGAAGCAGCACUGAAGGCCCAGUCGGAGAGGAAGCCCGGGGGGGAGCGCGAAGACCGGGGCAAGCUGCCAGAGUCACCCAAGAGAGCCGAGGAGAUCUGGCAACAGAGCGUCAUCGGCGACUACCUGGCCCGCUUCAAGAAUGACCGAGUGAAGGCCUUGAAAGCCAUGGAGAUGACAUGGAACAACAUGGAGAAGAAGGAGAAACUGAUGUGGAUUAAGAAGGCAGCUGAAGACCAAAAGCGCUAUGAGAGAGAGCUGAGUGAGAUGCGGGCACCCCCUGCUGCUGCAAACUCAUCCAAGAAAAUGAAGUUCCAAGGAGAACCCAAGAAGCCUCCCAUGAAUGGUUACCAGAAGUUCUCUCAGGAGCUGCUGUCCAACGGUGAGCUGAACCACCUGCCGCUGAAGGAGCGCAUGGUAGAGAUUGGCAGCCGCUGGCAGCGCAUCUCCCAAAGCCAGAAGGAGCACUACAAAAAGCUGGCCGAAGAGCAGCAGAAGCAGUACAAGGUGCACCUGGAUCUCUGGGUAAAGAGUCUGUCUCCCCAGGACCGCGCAGCAUACAAAGAGUACAUCUCCAAUAAACGUAAGAGUAUGACCAAGCUUCGAGGCCCGAACCCCAAGUCCAGCCGGACGACCUUGCAGUCCAAGUCGGAGUCUGAGGAGGAGGACGAAGAGGACGAAGAGGAUGAGGAUGAGGAUGAAGAAGACGACGACGACGAGAACGGGGACUCCUCGGAGGAUGGCGGGGACUCCUCCGAGUCCAGCAGUGAAGAUGAGAGCGAGGACGGGGAUGAGAACGAGGAGGACGACGACGACGACGAGGAUGACGAGGACGACGACGAGGACGACGACAACGAGUCUGAGGGCAGCAGCUCCAGCUCCUCCUCCUCAGGGGACUCCUCAGACUCUGACUCCAACUGAGGCUCGGCCCCGCUGGGCGCCCUCCCCACUGACCACCUUUGUUUCUCCCCCAUGUCCUGUCCCCUGACCCCUGGGCUCCCCCACUUUCUUUCUUUCUUUUCUUUCUUUUUUUAAACAACGAAUGGUGGGGGGAGGGGCUGGAGGAACCCAGGCCAGGACUCUGCAGCCUCAGAGACUUCAGCCCUGGGGGCCCUCCGGGGGGCACAGCCCGCAGCCUGAGCCACCAUGGACUGGCCCAGCCUACCCCUCUUCUGCACUUGCGGUUCCGGCAUGGACAAUGGACCUAGGCUGGGGUGGGGAGGUCCCAAAGAGUUUAGUGAGGCCCUGCACACCUGCAGCCCAGCCCUCGGGUGGGUAGAACUUGGGGAGGACCCUCCCCAGAGGGGCUUGCUGCCUGGACCCCUGCAUUGGAACUGGAGGCAGGGAAGAUGUGGGGAGAGGAGGGCAGGUGCCUGUGAGAAAAUGGGCACUGCCCCACAGCCCUCUCCCCUGCCCCUGCAGGAAGGAGCUGCCUGGACCCACUCCUGGGGGAGGGGCAGAAGUGUUUUUUAUAUAUGUGUAUAUAUAUUUUUUUUUUAAGCUCUGAGCUGUCAACGAGACGUUUCCUACCGAUCUCGGCUGCCGUCUCUGUUGUCAUUUCUGGGAGAGGGAGGGUUUAGGGGGUAGGUCUGGGACUUUUUUAAAACGGUCUUGAUGCAUAUGGAAAAGUGUGUGUGCGUGUGUGCGUGCGUGCGUGUGUCCUGUACAUAACAUGGGUGCACCUGUGGAUGUAUGUGUGUGAGUGUGUGAGAGCGAGAAGGGGGCACUCACCUCAGUCUGAAUCUGUAAAAGGGUUGGGGGCCAGGGAAACGCUGGUCCUGGGGGGAACAGGCUGGGGCAGCCCCUUUCUCCGCAUCCUCUGCUUUGCCUAAUAUCUGGUUUUGGGGGGUGUACUGAAGCCACUCUCUGCUUCCUAUCCCGGCUUCCCUCUGCCAGGGCUACGUGACUGAGCUGUUGCUGGUCUCCGGUGUCCAGCAGGGUGGUGGGAAGGGCACAGACAGGUGAACCUGAAAGCUCUUACUGGGUGGGCAAGGCCUCGGCCGCUCAUCCCAGGCCUGCCUGGCCGCCCUAAGCUCAGCCCGGGCUUCAAGGACUGUGGUGGAAGCUCUUACCUACACCUCUCCUGCCUUUCCCCCUUAUCUCCCGGCCCCCUUUCCUUUGAUUUCUCAGGUCUGCUCCCUUCCCCACUCCUAAACCCACAGCUGGGGAAGAGGUCUGCAAAAGCUGCUUUUGCAGCUGUCCCUCUAACCCUUUCCAGCCAUCCCCAAAUUUUUGGAACCCGGGUUCCUAGACUCUUAAGAAGCAAGCCACCUUGUGUCUGUGCAUUUAACUUUCUUGUAUUUGAUUAAAUUUUGGCCUCCCCCACUCCCUCCCCCCCAAUCAUGUCAGUGACCUAUUUAAUAGGGUUGUGUGCUUUUCCACCUCCUCCGAAGGAAAGCCAUGGGGUGGGGAGAGUGGGAACUGCCUCCGGGCUGGGGUGGGAACCGUGGGUCCCUGCUCCCAAAGGGAGGCAGACAACUUGCCUUGGACAUGGUGCUGGGGGUGGGGGGCCGGGGAGGUACACUCCCUACUCCCACUCCCUUUGUCCUGAUCCUGGAAUUAGGUACAGGGGCUCCUAGGUUCUAUUCCCCAGAUCCCCUGCAAAGAACCCCAUUUCCCUGUUUGAAUGCCCCUACACUGUUGUGUUUUAGUGGAAUGUGUUUUCAUUUAAAAGCAACUUUGGGGCACUUUUUUUUUUUCCUGUUUUGAAAAUUGAGAAAUUCUUACAGUACGAACUGGGCUGUGGGAGUGGGGGUGUUGGUGCUGUGAGAGGUCACUCUGAGUGCAUUUUGGCACUGGGAUGGGAUGGCUGGGGUGGGAGGGCCCCCACUCCCCCCCUUUUUUUUUUUCUAAUAUUUAAGGAGUGUUUUUGUAGGUUUCAACAACAACUACAACUUGAAUUUGUAUCAUGGGAGGCGGGAGGGAGUGGCUUAGAGGUGUCUGCCUAAGCUUAAGGCCAACUGUGGAAGUUUUGUUUUCCCUUUU
This is a messenger RNA of Condylura cristata (star-nosed mole), 4847 nucleotides long. It is a transcript of the gene UBTF, whose product is annotated as upstream binding transcription factor, RNA polymerase I. Lineage: Eukaryota; Metazoa; Chordata; Mammalia; Eulipotyphla; Talpidae. The coding region runs from base 489 to 2783 and encodes 764 amino acids. The record is from RefSeq and is a predicted model, not a curated record. The transcript has 21 exons.